Helianthus annuus (common sunflower) is the source of this 432-nucleotide messenger RNA. RefSeq lists its product as uncharacterized. Gene Ontology annotation, molecular function: nucleic acid binding; zinc ion binding. The coding region runs from base 1 to 432 and encodes 143 amino acids. The record is from RefSeq and is a predicted model, not a curated record. Lineage: Eukaryota; Viridiplantae; Streptophyta; Magnoliopsida; Asterales; Asteraceae. The transcript is spliced from 3 exons.
AUGGGAAAGGCAGGGCACACGGCUGCAUUAUGCCCUGGGAAGGUGUCGGUGUGUCAUAAAUGCUACCAACCGGGUCACAAGAAAUCGGAAUGUCCGGAGCUAGUCGAGAAAAAGGAUGGCAAGGAUUCACAUACAGAGACUCCAAAAGCAAAAGCCAGAUCCUUCCAGUUAACCGCAGCCAAGGCAAAGGUGGAACCCGAUGUGGUCUCAGGUGCGAAUAAAUACUUUAUUUCACAUGGAUUUAUUCGACAUCCUUCGUUCGAACUGACAAAAAUACCUAUGCCUUUAGAAGUAGAAAUAGGUGACAACAAAAGUUUUGUCGUAUGUGACGUGUGUCAAAAUUGUAAGAUGAGUAUCGACGGUGAAGAAUACUCAAUAGAUUUGAUUCCAAUGUCGAUGGGAGAAUUCCAAGUAGUGGUUGGGAUGGAUUAG